CCGCGCACCAGCAGUCUUCCUCCACAUCUCUCUGCUCUCCAUUGCGCAGCGCAGCAAGCAGCAAUGGCUUCCGUCCUGGCCCCCGGCCUGCUCAGGCAGCGCUUCGCCAGCCCCGCCGCCUCUCAGCGUGUCUUCUCGACCCUCACGAGCGCGGCCGCACGCCAGUCUUCGCCGCUCAUCCAGCAGCUCCGCCCGGCCUUUGCGCGCUCAGCAGUGCCCAAGACGGCCCGCAUCGCUGCCUUCCAUGCCACCCAGCGCCACCAGAUCCUGCCCCCGCUGCCCCAGAAGAUCGAGGGAAGCGUCAACACGGCCGUCCCGGUCCCCAACCCAGACUACUCCCACGGCAGCUACCACUGGAGCUUCGAGCGCCUCCUCGCCGCUGGCCUUGUCCCGCUCACCGUCGCCCCGUUCGCCGCUGGCUCGCUGAACCCCGUCACCGACUCGAUUCUGUGUGCUCUGCUGGUACUUCACUCGCACAUUGGUUUUGAGGCCUGUAUCAUCGACUACUUCCCCAAGAAGCGCAUCCCGAAGCUUCGCGCCGCGGCUCACUGGGCUCUUCGCUUCGCUACUGUCGGCCUGGGAGUUGCUCUCUACUCGUUCGAGACAAAUGACGUUGGUAUCACGGAGCUGGUCGCAAGGUUGUGGCACGCUUAGAUUGGCUCUCUCGUUCGCCGGUGCGAGUGCGGAAGGUGUAUAUACAAGGAGACCACCGGAAGAGGAGGGAACUCGCGGAAGGGUGGCUUUGUGACAUGUACGUGUAUUUGGAAAUCGAAAUGCU
Molecule: messenger RNA, 778 nt
Organism: Paraphaeosphaeria sporulosa
Lineage: Eukaryota; Fungi; Ascomycota; Dothideomycetes; Pleosporales; Didymosphaeriaceae
Product: CybS-domain-containing protein
Exons: 2
Coding region: 64-654 (196 amino acids)
Biological process (GO): mitochondrial electron transport, succinate to ubiquinone; tricarboxylic acid cycle
Cellular component (GO): mitochondrial envelope; membrane
Molecular function (GO): heme binding; ubiquinone binding
Source: RefSeq, a predicted model, not a curated record